Anoplophora glabripennis (Asian longhorned beetle) is the source of this 1318-nucleotide messenger RNA. Its product is annotated as pentatricopeptide repeat-containing protein 2, mitochondrial. Bases 70 to 1281 code for a protein of 403 amino acids. The transcript is spliced from 7 exons. The record is from RefSeq and is a predicted model, not a curated record. Gene Ontology annotation, cellular component: mitochondrion. Gene Ontology annotation, molecular function: RNA binding. Gene Ontology annotation, biological process: mitochondrion organization; regulation of mRNA processing; multicellular organism development. NCBI's taxonomy places the organism in Eukaryota, Metazoa, Arthropoda, Insecta, Coleoptera, Cerambycidae.
GACAUUUGACAAAUGUCAGCUUUCAAAUGAGUUUUUAGAGUGAAGUGUAAUUAAUUUUAUAUAAAUAUCAUGAUGGCCAACAGAUUCUUUUGUAUAUUAAGAAAUACAAAUUUUCCGUUUUGUAGUAAUAUAAGUAAUUUAUCAAAAGCAAAUAAUUUUAUUGCUGUGAUAAAUACGCGAACUGUGCGGCAUCUUUAUGCAAAGACCACAUUAGGAAUAGAUGGAUUUAACUUGCAAAGAGAAAAAACUCAACACCAAAUGGAAAAUAUAGCAGAUAGGUUUAAGCAAAAAAUGAUUGAAUAUUCACAAGAUGAAUCUAAGAGUAUGAUUUUUACAGAGGAUUUGAAGAAUAUGGUACACCUCUCUCAGAAUGAGGAGGACGUAGAAUUAGUUGUUAAAAUGAUCAAAAAGUUUAAUCAACAAAAUAAGCAACUGAGGUUUGGAAACUAUGUAUUUGGACCUGUCGUAAUGCGCCUUUUCUAUAUAUUCAGUAAGGCUGACUUGGCAUAUGAGUGCUUUAAGUCUUCUGAAAUGACAGGAUUUUUUGACCAAUUUAUAAGUUACCAAAUUUUAUUAGACCUCUUAUAUGAAAAUAAAAAAUAUGAUGAAGUAUUAGAAGCCGUAAACCUAAUUAAGAACAGGCAAAUUGAAGGAUCUCAGUAUCCAAGGAAUAUAAUAGUGUUAGCAUUAGCAGCUUGUUAUAAAAUUAAUUCAAAGGAAAGUCUAGAUUAUGCUUUGAAACUAUGGCAGGAACUAAAAAAUGUAGGGCAUUUUCCCAUGCGAAGGGCAACUACAUUUUGUGCAGGGCUUGCUUUAAAUCAAGGUCAGCCAGGUAUAGCGUUGGAAAUCCUGACAUCGGCAAGGAAUCAAAAUUAUACUACAGUCAGGAAUUUGAAGGUUGUCGCUUUAGCUGAACUAGGAAGGGUUGAAGAUACACUUCCCAUACUGAAAAGUUUGUUAAAUGAAGAUAUUCCUGAUAAUAACACUGUACACACAUUUAAUUCAGAUGUAUUAGAACGAGUAAGAAACGUUAUUGCAAAACUAGAAAAUCCUGAGCUAGCAUUGGAAUUUAAUAGAAUCAAACAAUUAUUGAAGAAGCAAGGACACAUAUCUGAUAUGAGUUUAGAUGAGCAAUUAUGCCUUGAAAUUCAGCAGCCUCCAGUUAUGAAUAACAGACAAGAUAAAUUUUCCUACCGAAGAAUUAAUACCGCUGAACAAGAAAGAAGACCGAAUAGAUUUUACACUUAUCAUAAGAGGCCCGGUUUAGAAGAUCUUGUGUAAAAUUAUUUAAUUGUUUUAAAUAAAUCAUACAUUUGUU